AUGGAAUUCAAGAAAGUUUUAGUAAGCGUCGCUUUAGUUGGUUUAGCCAAGGCUCAAAAUAAUGCGACCUCCACUUCAAGUGCGGCCGCCGCUAUUGCUCAAGGUAAUAUGGCGAGCGUAGGUGUUGCGGGUGCUGUUUUGGCUGGAGCUUUGGCUUUCUUAGUCUAA
Kazachstania africana CBS 2517 is the source of this 168-nucleotide messenger RNA. RefSeq lists its product as uncharacterized. Bases 1 to 168 code for a protein of 55 amino acids. The record is from RefSeq and is a predicted model, not a curated record. Lineage: Eukaryota; Fungi; Ascomycota; Saccharomycetes; Saccharomycetales; Saccharomycetaceae. The transcript has a single exon.